Molecule: messenger RNA, 1632 nt
Organism: Trypanosoma cruzi
Lineage: Eukaryota; Euglenozoa; Kinetoplastea; Trypanosomatida; Trypanosomatidae
Exons: 1
Coding region: 1-1632 (543 amino acids)
Source: RefSeq, a predicted model, not a curated record
AUGCACAACGAUAACUCCGUGAAAGCGCGACGCACACUUCCAGGGACUUAUUUAGCGAAUAACGACAAAAAGUUACAGCCCCGCACAGCGAUGAACCCGGGCCCUCAUUCAGACGUUUAUACCAGCAGUUACAGGGAUCCCUUUUUCUCUUCUACCGAUGCUGCUGCGAUGGCGACAGCAAAGGGGGCACUUUCUGCAGCCAAUGAGGGCGGCAGUUCUCCUGCGUGGGACUCAUCGCUGCUCUCCAACCCCGGUGGUGCCUACGACUCGCGGUUUAAAACGCCACGCUCCUCCCACUCAACGGAGCACAUUGGCGGGGUGUGGGAGGCGUUUGAUGAUGAUGAGCACACAAGGAGGCGAAGGCUCUGGGCAUUUUGCCGGCUAUACAGAGAUCAGGAGUCUCGGGAGCGCUUUGACAUUAUAGUGGAACAGGUUCUGAUGAUGCGUUCCAUUCUCUCCGCGGAGUUUGAUGAGCGACUUCGGCUUCUUCCGGAGUCCGAGGCGACGAUUAUGCGACUGGAGCGGGAGGCGGUGGAGGCAAUGCACCGUCUCAUAGAAGAGCACGUCUGGGGCCUCCAACGUGUUUUUCGCAAAUUUUAUUGCCCCAAAGCACCAGGGGAAAGUAGCAACCCGCCCCCAACGGACACGGCGUCAGUUGGCAUCAACACGGGCGGGGAUGUUUUAUUUGAUUCCGGCAGCACCAUCAAAACCACCGCUGAGGGAAGGCUGCUGACAGAGGAGGAGGAGGAGGAGAAGGAGUUAGCAAAGGCCGCUAAAAGGGCCGAAGAGGACUACGCGUUGCUCUGCGCGUGUGCGGGGGGUGAGGUGUGGCUCAAUAAGGCAGAAUGCAGGAGCCAUUUAGAAGACGAGGCGGGGCAUUUCACUCCCAUACAGCGCCAAAUGCCUUUACGCGAACCGUCACCGUGUAGGCUGACGCCGUGCCCCAAGGAGAAAUGGUUUGAGGCUCAGAAUCCGCUGACUCCUGUGCCGUUGGACGGACCUAAUGACGUGGUGCAAUGCGCAGAGCCUUUCGCAUUGAUUUCUUUUCUUCUCUUUAUGCCGGCGGGGGUAUUCGUGCGUUGUGUGCGUGUGUUGCAACGACUGCAUGAUUCAAGGAAAGUGGUGGUGUGGUUCGCAAUUGGCAGCACAAGACGUGUUUUGGAGGGUUUAAUUUGGCUCGUGAAUCACGUCUAUCCCAUCCAGCUGUCAAAGCUGAGCAUUUUUUUUACUGUCGGUGCAACGGUGCGCUGCGGCAGAGGCACUCUUCAGGUUGCUUUUUUUCAUCUUUACAUGACAGUUGGCAGCGCCUGUCGCGCUGCGUCAGCACUCAAGUUAGCCGGUGCAAAAGCCAUGAUUGCCGCCAGGACUGCCAUUUCUGACACUUCUGCCUUGGCUACUGGCUGGUGCUAUGAGGCUCUCGUGUUGUUUCCGAUUGGAUGUGGAGUGAAGCUGACAGACGCCGCAGCCGAAGGCACCAGACGAAUGGCCACCACCACAAAGCGCACCAUGUCGUUUUCUCGUCGCGCUGGCAUGUACAUGACGUGCCUCACUCUCGGCGCCGGAGCUAAGGCCGCUGCGAAAAUGUCCGUGGCCGCGUCUAAUGCUAUGCGUGGCAUCAUGAAACGUGUUUAG